AACACCCAAUAGCGUUUCCCCGAACGCACCCAUGGUCGGUAAAUUUUGGCUAACUUUCACGAAUUAAAUAAAAUGUAUUUGGAUCACUUACAAACUUUUUAAAUCAAACUUCACAACUUUUCAUACAAACUUCAAACGAUUCCAUAUAAUAACUUUGUUUAAUUAACAUAUUCCAGCUAAGUGGAAGAAUUGGGUGAAAAAAUAAUUAAUUACAAAUAAACGAAUGACUCACAAACCUUUUUAAUUGCAUUUCAAACCUCUUCAUACGAAAUACAAACGAUUACACAUAGCAAUUAUUAAAAAAAACCUUCACUUCCGGUCAAGUGUGCGCGAAUUUUACUUAUGCCUAUGAUACGCAGUGUGAAUCUGGCAUAAGUGUGCGUCGGGUUUGUGAUAAGUGGAACUGUGGAAGUUGUUUCCAGCUGUGAUUGUUAUACUUUUAGGUUAGAACAUGAUUAUUCAGAGAACAUCGUAUUGAAAUAUCAUCAAAUGAAAGUGUUUCCUGAAAUUUCGAUGAAGCAAAGGCUAAACAACGUCAUUUCCGAGUACUCUAAAACAGACAAUAUUCUCGAAAAUAUUGUGAAAUUUUUAGCGCAGAAAUUUCAUUAUUUUUUUUUCACAAUAUUUUCGUGUUGAUGUUUCGUAAACAAAAGAAAUCAAAAACGCAAUUCGAAGAAUAUGAUAUCAAGUUUUGGUUGCAAUUGGAGCGCACUCAAGGACACAAUAGGCCCUGGAUUUGACAACUUUACUCUGCAGAAAAUUGUUUCCCUAUUGUUAGCAAUUUGGGAGUAAAUGGAUAGCUAGGACUUUAUAUGUGUUGAAGACAACCACAUAUUUCUGAGUAUUAUCUCAGUGAACAAAAAAUACAGCUACUAUGGCGGACGAAGAAGGCACAGAGUGGCUUCAAGAACUGCUUCACGAUGUACAGCUUUCUCAGUUUUUCACACGUAUUCGAGAUGACCUGCAAAUUACUCGUUUGCAUCACUUUGAUUACGUUCAAGCAGAGGAUUUGGAAAAGAUUGGUUUAGGCAAGCCUGGCGUUAGACGUCUGCUGGAUGCGGUGAAGAAAAGACGUAAUGCUCAGUGGAAAAAGAGUUUAAUUACCAAAAUUAAACCUGGUGGUAGUGGUAAAAGUACCAAACGAUUAUCGCAGCCCGUUGAAACCUCUUCGGUGUUGACGUGUCUUAUACAAGACAAAGAUGUAACGCUAUCUGUUAAAUUGGGCGACGGGAGUUUCGGUGUGGUAAGAAGAGGGGAAUGGACCUCCCCUUCGGGACGAAUUUUACCCGUCGCUGUAAAGGUCCUCAAAGCGGACGCUCUUACCCAGCCGAGUGUAAUAGAAGACUUCGUCUCGGAGGUUCAAGCGAUGCACACUUUAGAUCAUCAUAAUCUUAUUAGAUUGUAUGGCGUGGUAUUAUCGCAGCCGAUGAUGAUGGUGACUGAACUUGCGCCUUUAGGUGCACUGCUCGAUUAUCUGCGACAGCAAUGCAGUAGAAUUUCAAUUCUCACGCUCUGUAAUUACGCAUUACAGGUUGCCACGGGUAUGGCGUAUUUAGAAGCGAAACGCUUUUUACAUCGUGAUCUUGCAUGUAGAAACGUUUUGUUGAGCACCGUUGACAAGAUUAAGAUUGGCGACUUUGGUUUAAUGAGGGCGCUUCCUGAACAAGAAGAUUGUUAUGUCAUGACAGAACAUAAGAAAGUGCCUUUUCCUUGGUGCGCACCCGAGUCUCUCAAAGUUCGGCACUUUAGUCACGCGUCGGACGUCUGGAUGUUCGGUGUGACGUUAUGGGAGAUGUUGACGUUCGGUGAGGAGCCCUGGUUGGGAUUGAACGGUUCUGAGAUCUUACGUAAAAUUGAUCGCGAGGGCAAACGACUUCACGAGCCAGAAGCAAUGCCGCCGUACAUGUACGAACUAAUGCUUCGUUGCUGGGCAAGAGAGCCCUCGGAAAGACCGACGUUUGCUUUUUUGAAGGAGUCAUUGACCAGUAUGGUGCCAUCCGUAAUGAAAGCUUUGACCGCCUUUGAAGAGACCGGUAAAAUGUCCAUCGAACCAGGAGAUCAGAUCGUGAUUAUCGAUGGGCGACCCGAAAACUACUGGUGGAAAGGUCAAAAUCAAAGAACUUUUCAAAUAGCACAUUUUCCGCGCUGUUUGGUCGAUCCAAUGCGCCGAAAGCAACCGGAAGACAUUAGCAAACCGUUGGAGAACUCUUUUAUUCAUACGGGGCAUGGAGCACCCUUCGGCAAGAGUUGGGGAAGUCCCGUUUACAUCGAUGAUGUAUAUUUGAGAAAUCCAAUGGAUCCUCCGGAUGUAUUGGUGGCGGCUUCAGCUGACAAUCUUAUGAAAAAGAAAUUCUCUUGUGGCACUCCGCGUGAGAGAACUAGAAAACAAUUCAAUUACACAAAAUUGCAUAACGAUGCCAGGUUGAUUCCUAUUAAAGUAUCACAAGCGUCAUCAACUCCGAACAUUAGCAAGGAGGAUACUUUGAUUGAUUUAUCCGCCGAGGAGUCAGCGAGUGUACAUGAUCAGAAGGUUACAUAUAAGCAGGUGAUUACUAUUUUGGAUGAACCUAUCGAUGGUGAGAGAUUUUCCUGGCAGGAUGAGGAAGGUAGAACGUAUGCCAAUUUUCCUAGUAAUGUGGAUCCCGCGUAUUCUGAUCCCUUUGAUACCUCUGCGGUGUUCAUGAAGCCACCACAUUCGCGAUAUUAUAGUCACGUGCCUGCUGAUAUCGCUAAUUGCUAUCUAAAGACACAGACAUAUGGAAAUGUGAAUGAUCAGGAAGGAGGAGAUAAUAGUCAAGACACUAUGAAUUCUUUCAACUUUGACUCCGCUAAUACAGAGGAAACUCGUCAAUGUUCGAAGAAUCUGAAUAGGAAAUAUCAGCAGGACGCAUUAAAUUUGAAUGUAAACAUGGAAGGUGAUAAUGUUACGAAUCACUAUAGCGAAAUAGAUAAGAUAAGUCCGUGUGGAUCGAGCUUGUCCACCUGGCCGGAAGAUCUACGAAAUACCUAUGACUCACAGACAUAUGUUAAUGUUUCUGACAGUAGAUCGACUUCAUUAUUCGCCAUUAGAACUCCGCCUUCUCCUCCUUUUCUUGCUCCAAACGUAAGCCUGCCAAAGCUUAAGACUAAUUGUGAGCUUGUACAGAAUGUGAGCGAUCUAUCAUUGAAUGCCGACGAUCAUCAAGAGGUUGUUAUUGUUAAAAAGCUGGAUUCGGCUUUCUUGGCUGAGUUCGAGAAACAUUUAGGCGAGAAGGAGGUAACCAAGAAUACAAAUGCUAGCAAUAGUAAACAUCAGCAGCCGAUUUCUCCGAAUCAUCUCUUGUCAUUAGAGAAGCUGCGACAGAAUUCCAUGUCUAUUCAACAACUUUCAACGACAGAGGACGUUGCUCGGUCUCUGUCGAUUAUUCCAAUCUUGAAGCCUCCACCACAAGUGAAACCGAAAUCGCCAGUGGCAACAGUGGAUUAUCGAGCAAACACCUCAUUGAUAUCACCUGUCAAAGUGCAGAGCUCUUGGCAAACAAAAAGUACAAAUGUUCAAAAGCCGCGACCUCAGAAUGAUCAAAGUGUGUCGGAAUCAACUACUGAGGCUAUAGUGAGCCAAAUCUGGCAGCAAACGCAAAUUCUAUCUCAGCGUCCGAACGUUUGUCUGGCCAAUUCAAUUUCUAAUCAGAUAUUAAUGCCCAUUUCGGUGACUCAAACAAGUGUCAAUGAGUUUCAAGAGAUUGCCAGUAACAAAACUUCCGAUAGUGAUACAAAUGAUCAGAACCAGUACAGUUCCUGCAAUGUUACCAAAGCGACCACUCUUUUACAGACACAACUUUGCUUGUCGAAUCAGAAUUAUCCUCGGAACACGUUGCAAGUCAAUCAUGAUAUUAAACCAUUCGAAGAAACUUCUGACAAUAUUAUCAGUAAUACGGCUGAGUCUCAAUAUGGACCUUGCAAUGUCGCCAAGACCACAUUUAAUCAAACGGAAGUCUGCUCGUCGAACAGCCGGCGUUGUCUUCAGAAUUCAUUGAGCAUUGAUCAAGAUAUUUUCAAUUUGCGGCAAGUUGCCAUUAAUAACGUUUCCUCUAAUGCUAGGAAUUAUUCUCAAUUUGAUGCGGCUAGUAUUCCUAACACGAGUCAAGCCCAGGUUUGCUCGUUAAUUGAUAGAAGCCAAAAUUAUUUUUACAGUACCGGUAAUUUACUUCAAGCGACCAAUUAUGUCUCCGAUAAAAGCGUAAGCGGAUUCUCCCAGCAUGAGCAUUGCAAUAUCUCUAAGGCUGUUUCUGAAGAGCAGAUUUAUUCGUCGUCAAGUCAGAGUUACACGCCGACUGAGACACCGGGUUUUUGUCCGACCAGUUUUGCAUCGUCUCAAAAUUGUCUUCAAAGUGCGCCAAUGUUGUUCAGCACAAGUAAUAUUUAUGGAAUCAAUCAUAUACAGAAUGAUUUGGAGCAAUCACAAUAUUUGAAGCCUACUUCACUUCUUUCUGAACAAGUAUACGCCGAAUUAAAGCAAACGGUUCCAAAUUUGGAGCAGCUGUCCCAAAAUGACUUUAAUACACUUUACAACAAAACUGUUCGGCAGAACAUUCUCCGAAAUUAUUAUUCUAAUAAUCUGAGCAGUGAGCUCAGUCAAAAUUAUGCUCAAGAAACUGUUGGCAACCGAGACAACCAACCAAGACAGCAACAGAAGAGUGUUUGUGACAAGAAUCAGUCUGUUCAAGGACACGCUUACGACUUUAGUCCUUAUUUGAAGCAGCCGCCAAUUUAUAACUCUACACUUCCUUCUAUAAUCCGGAGUCCAUUUAAAUCUGGUCAAAAUGAUUAUGUACAGAAUCCUACAACUAAGUGUAAUCUGAAUGGAUCCUCCAAUAUAUUGCAAGGUGAAACUUCUACGUCGACUAGAAAUGCAUUAGUAACACUAAAUGACUUUGCUGCUGCCAAGGUGAAUCUGUUACAAGUCAAUCAGUAUUCAGUCGGCAUUAAUCCACCGCUUACCGCAGCCUCUCAACAAUUGGUGAUGUCAUUAAAUGACGAGUUUAGAGCAAGCAAAGUUAUGAAGGUGCAGAAAGAGGCAACAGACGCGUCACAAGAAGAAAUAUUAGCCGCGCUGCAGGCAACCGGUUGGGAUACAAAUCAAGCCAUUAAGCAGAUUGAAAAGAAUAGGCAGACCAAACUUGAAAAUCUUAUGAGGUUGGGACUAGCUACUAAACAACAAUGCGAAAAUGUUCUAAAGAAGACCAAGUACGACGUGGAAGUGGCAGCUUCAUUGCUACUUGAUCAGGCCAGAUGAGAAAUGAUUAUAGCUGAUAAUCUCCUAAUUAUAUAACUGUAACUCUAUAUACGUUUGUUUAUGAAUGAAGGUAACAAACGAUAACUGAUUGUGCUCAGGAAGUGAAGGUCGAUUAGAGAUCGCAAAUAUCUUCUGUAUUUCGAUCACGCCUAACUAGUGUCAAUUAUUGGGAUAAAACAAAAACUUAUGAUGCAUAAUUGAGAAAUGAUUCUGAUAAAGAUACUAUCAAUGACAUUACUCUUAAGACGUAACAAAUCUAAUUCUGAAACUGUGAUAUGUUAUUGAUCUUUAUCUGGAUUUACGAUCUUACAAAUGAAUUUACGGUUCUUGCAAUAUAAAAAUUGUGUUUUAUUUAAAGCACAAAUAUUAAAAUAUUGAAAUAUAGAUAUUAUAAUAUGAGAAUAUUAAAAUAAGAUUUUGAGAUUAAUAUAUAUAAGCAUAAUUUUAUUGCAUACAAAACACACAUACAUUUUACUCCUCUCUAUUUCUUUCUCGCGUUUUGUUUGUCUCUCUCUACUGACGACUUUGGUUUACCUUUUAAUAUAAAUUACACUUACUUUCAAAAUAAUAAUAAAAAUAACUAAAAAAUUAUGAAAAAUACUAAUUUUUUUGAAUUGUGAAAGUAAAAAUGCUAAAAAUUUUGCGGCGGUUAUUCCUUUAUUAACCCUAAUCUUACACUGUGGGGUAGAAUAAAUCCCACUGAUUUUUGGCUUCAGUUAUAGACUAGUUUUUUUGCUUAGAUACAUGAAUUUUUUCAUUUUAAAUUUAAAAUUUUAAAUUGUCCAAAAAUAACUUAUGGAUAUUAUUUUUAGGAGUUUAAAGAAUGUUAUAAAAUUUUUUUUUAACCAAAAUGUUUGAUAAUAUACGAGUAAUAAUCAUUUAAAAAGGCUGGGGUGCGUUACACCCUUUGUGUAGAAUACCAAAUUAUUUGUAGUGUGUAGGAUUAGGGUUAAAACUUAUUUCAAUAAGAAGUAAAAAUGUGCUUUAAUUGUAAUGUUUUAAGAAAUAAUGAUAAAAAAUAUUUAUACAAUUUUUUUCACAAAUACUUUAAGUAUUUAACAUGACUUAUGUAAAAUUUUAUUGUGAUGCAAGGAUUGGUUUUGCAAAUAAACUAUUUAUUUAUUUAUUUAUUUGUUUAUAAAACAACUAACCUUAAAAUUACAAUAAAAUUUUGCAUAAAUUAUCCUGAAUAUUUAAAGCAGUUAUUACAAGAGAAUUGGAAAUUUUUAUUAUUUUUAAUUGAAAUUUUAAUAUAUAAAAUAUGAAUAAAAAAUAAAUAAAAGAAGUAAACCAUGAAAUUGCAUCGUUUAUAAAUAAUAAAAAUAAAAUGUUAUAAAAACUAUUUCUAUAUGUAUAAUUUACUUAAAGUAUAAAAUAUUAAUACAUUUAAAUCUCCAACCAACCUCCACCAAAGUAAAACAGAUAUUAACCUUUACCUGGUACACUUUAGUGGAAUUUCAUAACUAGUACACUGAGGUCUGUUGGAACCUUAACGACAAAAAUGCUUGCCACAAAGAAGAUAUUGACAUUAGUGACUUAAAAAAAUUUCAGAUUACCUUUCAAAUAUCUUACUUUGAGACAAAAUAGUUUUUUAAUUUAAAUAAUUUGAUUUUGAGUACGUGAAAAAAUUUUUCGGAAGAAAAAAUACAAAAAAUUACUUAUUUAAAAAAAAAAAUUAUAACGCAUACAAUAUUUUUAAUAUUUUAAGCUAAAAAUUUAACCUGUAACUCUCAAGAUAUAACUCUUUAAGAAAAAAAUAGUCGAACAUUGCGCAUUUUAAAAAAGGUAUUAAUUCUCAUGAUGAAAGUAAUAUAUUUUAGGGAAAAAGUAACAAACAAUUUGCAUAGAAUACAGUGACUUAUUUUCAAAGUAAUUCAAUUUUUCUAUGUAUUUUUCUCACAAAAAGUCUCUGCAUCAUCCUCUUCGAGGAGAUUUUGUCGAAUUCGACUUCGGAAAUUAUAAGAUAUGACACAAGAAAAUUGUUUAAAUACUUUAUUAAAAAAUUUAGAUUAUUUUUUAUAAUACAUUUGCUUACCUUUAAUUGAAGAUAAUAAACAAGAAAAUUCACAAAAGAAUUUUAAGAAAAAUUCCGAAUAAUUACAAACUGUACACUGGGGAGCCUCCUCCAGUGCUCGGUAUGUCUGCUUCUCUCGAAUGUCAGUACUACAUUCGUUGCUUGAUGAAUGGCGUUUCGGACUAAGAGUGGAAGAAGAUAUACCAAACUAAUACUAAAUGUGCCAAGUGCGAUUUUUGUGAAUUUGCGAUAGUUAAUUAAACGUUAAAUUUAGUUGGGAUUAGAUUGAUUUUUUACAGUACCGACAUUUUACAGUAUCGAGUAAGGGUUAAAAAAUGGGUGUAAAAAAUAAAGGAUAGAAAUACACAUCCUUAAGUAGGAUAUAGACAUGGUUAGAUGUAGUCGUUGUGUGUAUUAAUGUAAUUGGUUAUUUUGCAUUUAAUUUGUUUGAGAUAAUAUACAAUUAUGUAAAGCUUAACUAUAGGAUAUAAAACUUUCACUAAGGUUCUAUUAAACGUUUCUUAAACUUAUAAUAUUAUUUUUCUAAAAAUAAUCAUUUCAUAGUACGUAAAAAUUAGAAACAUAAAUGCAAAGCGGAUAUACCAGUCAGGAUCUUACAAAUAUGCAUGUUUAAAAGUUUAAUAUGUAUUUUUAUAUACACAAAAAUGAAUUGUUUACAUAAAGAACGAUAUUAAUGAAUACAUUUGAUCCUUUUGUUGCUGAUGAUCAUUAUUGUACAUUGUUAAAAAUUUACCGUACUUUGCAGAUAGAAUGAAAUUAAGAAUGCAUCGCUUUGCGAAAAGUAUAAAUUGAAAAUGUGUAUUUUAAUGUGUGCGUGUGCGUGCGCGCGCGCGCGCGCGCGCGUGUGUGUGUGUGUUACAUGUAUCAUUUUUUUCUAUAAAAAUAAAUUCUUAAGGAAUUCCUAAAGCCGCCUUUUACCGACAUUUUUUUAAGUAAACUAUUUUUUUAAUUGGUUUUAUAGAAUUGCAAAGUUUUUUUAUAGAAUUAAAGUACUUUUUUGGUACAUAGAGCUGUCACUUGAUGAUGACGUUUGCUUAAUAUAUAAAAUACGAUAUCAGGAGACACGGUAGUGUCUCGCGCCAAGUAAACGCACAGCGCGAAACCGCCGUAUAUUAUACGCGAGUGCGUGACUUGCGAGCACCUUGUUAUGAGUGAGGCAGAAUCACUCACAACUUAUAUUAAAUUAAAAUAUUAAAAUAAAGACAUACUAAAGUAAGAAUAGCGCAUUGCAAACUUUCCAAGGAAGUUUCAUGUUAUCGCAAGGUAUUAAGUGACUCAUGCCUUGUGCGCUGCCGGCCGGUCAUCGCACCGGUCAACGCACCAGGCAUCGCUCUCAAUUCUACUAAUUUUAAUUUAGCAACAAUCACGCCACAUUUCCACCGGAAAUGCAUAUUUGCAAUUUGGCAAUUGCUGCUAAGCUCGCGAAUAUUUCCCACGCGCCGGAUGCGCGCAGCCAUGACUAUAUAUGGUCAUAUUGAGGGCCUAUUGCUCCUCCUAAAUAUGUUUAUUUCGCGGCAUUAUUUAAGCGGCUGUCCAUUAGCAGACCACGGGUCAGUAAUUUGUCAAAUACGCCGUAACGCGCGUUCCACGAGCAAGUGUCGAAUGCGGGACUUAGAAUAAUCGUUAAUCGGGACUUAGCCAGGAGAACGAAUCUUUAGCGAGCGGCCGAGUAGCGUGCUAACAUAGUGCUGUGCACCAUAUCUUAUCGCGACGCCUGUAACACAUGGCAUCUCCGACGUCCACGUAUGUUGAGAGCUAAACUGUACGUUAAAGGAAAUAAACAUUUUUUAACAUAAAAAA
Monomorium pharaonis (pharaoh ant) is the source of this 9110-nucleotide messenger RNA. RefSeq lists its product as uncharacterized. The transcript is spliced from 6 exons. Gene Ontology annotation, biological process: protein phosphorylation. Gene Ontology annotation, molecular function: ATP binding; protein tyrosine kinase activity; protein binding. NCBI's taxonomy places the organism in Eukaryota, Metazoa, Arthropoda, Insecta, Hymenoptera, Formicidae. The record is from RefSeq and is a predicted model, not a curated record. Bases 875 to 5275 code for a protein of 1466 amino acids.